This is a messenger RNA of Stylophora pistillata, 1590 nucleotides long. RefSeq names its product adhesion G protein-coupled receptor D1-like. Gene Ontology annotation, cellular component: plasma membrane. Gene Ontology annotation, biological process: G protein-coupled receptor signaling pathway; cell surface receptor signaling pathway. The record is from RefSeq and is a predicted model, not a curated record. Gene Ontology annotation, molecular function: G protein-coupled receptor activity. Lineage: Eukaryota; Metazoa; Cnidaria; Anthozoa; Scleractinia; Pocilloporidae.
AACAGCAGGUGACUGAGCUUUAAAUAUUCCUGAAAAGAAAAUUCUCAAAAGCCUUACAUUUAUAUUAGUAAAAGAUAUUUUGAACCGAUCUACAGUUACUGAAGGUUGCGUUUGGUUCAGCUGACAGGAACUCAAUUCACAUAACGGAAGCAAAUGAUGACGACGAGAUGCUGCUCCCAGUUGUUGGGAAUAUUCCUGUUGUCGAUAACCCUGUUGAGUCUUGGGCUUGGCUCUGAAACUUGCGAUCAAGAUAAGUGUAAAGCGUACGUGCGUUGUGAAAAUCAUGACUACUGCCUUUGGAAUUGCAGCAAUGGUCAUUGUUUUAGUUGUGUGGAAUGCAGCAACAAGGAUUGUGAAGAACAAACUUGCAAGGCUGAUACAUGUGUUCUGAAAUGUAGCGGGUGUGAAAGACAGAAAUGCGAAGGCGAGGUGAAAGAAUGCAAAAUGCAUCUGGGAUGUAACGGAAGGGAUUGCCAACAGACUUGCAAGGCUAAAAACAAAUGUGAAAUGAAUUGUAGCUUGGGUGGGUGUAAAAUACAGAAAUGUGAGGGCGGGGUGAAAGAAUGCAAAAUGGAUCUGGGAUGUAACGGAAGGGAUUGUCAACAGACUUGCAAGGCUAAAAACAAAUGUGAAAUGAAUUGUAGCUGGGGUGGGUGUAAAAUACAGAAAUGCGAAGGCGGGGUGAAAGAAUGCAAAAUGCAUCUGAAAUGUAACGGAAAGGAUUGUCGACAGACUUGCAAGGCCAAAACAUGUAAUAUGGAAUGUAGCGGAGGCGGUUGUAAAGAACAGACAUGCGACACUGGAAAUGUGUGCAAUAUGCGCUGUAACGCUGAUAACUGUGCACAGACGUGCAAAGCUACCGCAUGUCGCAUGACUAGAACCUGGCCAAUCAUUUCUCAGGAUAAGCUUGUAUGCUCUGGAAAUGGUGAAUGUUGCGGAAGUUUUAUGUCGUCCUAUGACACAUCGCCUCUCAGUACGGUACUCUACCAAUCUUGUGAAAAACAAAAUAGCUGCACAUGCACCAAAUAUGCAAAUAACAUCUACAGCACUUCAAAUUUAUACACAUCGAAUAUCGUUACGUCUACCGGAAUUCCUCUUUUUGCAACUAAAACUUCAGCAGGGCAAGGAACAGAAGCUUGCACUCUGCGCCAAUCAUCGUCGCAAUCACCGUUAUCAAUAAUCUCACCAUUACCCUUGCCCUCACCAUCAUCACACUCCUCAUUAGCAGCAGAAGCAUCUUCAUCACCCGCAUCAAAAUAUUUAUUAUUAUCAAAGCUGGCAACAGCAAUAUCAGAAGCAGCAUCAUCGGCAACUGUAUUAUCAGUAUCAUCAUCAUCAUUAUCGUUAUCCGCACCGUCAGCAUCAGCGUCAUCACCAGUAGCAGCAGCCGAAACAUCAGCUGUUUCGUCGUCAUUAAUCCCAUCUCCAUCAUCAUCACUAUUGUUAGUAAUGAUGACGACAGCAGCAUCAUUGUCAACCUCUCCAUCGCCAAGGACAUCGUCAUCGACGUUGGCAGCGAUUAAGAAUCUGGUGAAUAAAUAUUUCUCUGAACUAGAUGGAAUAGAAAUUAGUGGAAUCAGUUCCAUGAUG